Anopheles marshallii is the source of this 681-nucleotide messenger RNA. Its product is annotated as transmembrane protein 186-like. The record is from RefSeq and is a predicted model, not a curated record. Bases 1 to 681 code for a protein of 226 amino acids. Gene Ontology annotation, cellular component: mitochondrion. Lineage: Eukaryota; Metazoa; Arthropoda; Insecta; Diptera; Culicidae. The transcript is spliced from 2 exons.
AUGCUGCGAACGUUUCGCAUCCUUCAGGGUUUGUGUACUAAAAAGGGCAGUGUUAUAUCAUCACUGACCACCCGGCAAUCAAUCGUCUGCAUUCAACCCACCAUCAACAGACCCUCAUUCGGUGGGUUGGCACAACAUUGCUCCACAAAAUCGGCACUGACCAGCACAGAACAACCAGCUCGGAAUGAGGAAAAAGCUACGAACUGGAACACAAUUUACCACUUCCCGUCAAUCAUGAUUACCGCCUCCUUGAAGAGGCUAAAAUUUUAUCCGGCGGUUUUCACCGGUAUUUCCGUCCCAAUAUCAAUGGGGAUGGCGUACUUCGACAUUUGGUCAAUGACCACAGCAGAAAUCAUUGGAGCAAUUGGAUUAACCACAACGAUUACAUUUUCACUGUUCGGCUUGAUAACGGAUAAUCUCGUUGGUUUCGUGUACUGUGACGAUCGAUUGAGCAAGGUGAAGAUUUCGUUUCUGGACGCGAAAGGAAAACGACAAAACCGGAUCUAUUCCGUGGAUGAUCUCGUGUCCCGAACUGAACUGCCCAAAUCGUUCUUGAAGCUUUAUUUUCCGGUGAAAAAUCACGAAAACGACGAUGUGUAUAAGCUCGUUCAUCAGUAUGGCGAAAUCUACGACGUACAUGCGUUUAACAAAAUAUUUGGCCAUGAAGUUGUUACCAAGUAG